UCGUUAAAUAAUAAGAAAAGAAACAGUAACCAUUUUUUCGACAUGAAAAAUUGUUCAAUUGAACGGUAGAUGGUAGCAGAGGGAGCCGCCCAAGUAAAUGCCCGUGGAAAAAAAGAAGAAGAGAAGCCAAAGCCAGAGCCCAACGUUGACCGAUUUAGUGCCCAUGGUUAAGCGCAAACAAAAAAAGAAUUGUCAGCCAAAUACUAGAUUCAGUGUGCGUUCUGCGUUGUUUGUUAUCGACUGCUUUUUUAACUUUUAACUUCUCACAUUACGUAUUGUUUGCUGGUGGACAUUGUUGCUACGCCGACACGGGAGCAAAAUUUGGUCACUUGAAAUUGCAAUUUCUUCCCAGUGCGGAUUUACGUUAUUUCUUUCCUCUUUGGUGUUGUACAUUGUACAUAUAUUCGAUGGUUUCAUUCCAGACAGCCAUGUCUGGAAUGGCUAGACUGGGCGGAGCGUAACCGUUUUUUUCUCUCUCUCUACGCAUCCCGAAUUGAAAUUUUCAUCUUCUUUCUUCACCGGGGGUCUUUUAUAAUAUCCACCGUACAACAACCUUUGCCGAAUCGAAAAUGAUGGGUGGAAAACUUUAUUUUGUAUUGAUUGUUGCUCUGGGCUGCUGGGACCUUGCUUUAGCCCUCAAAUGCCAUUGUGAUAUAUGCACCGCAGAGACAAAUCACACAUGUGAAACGGAUGGUUUUUGCUUUACUUCAACGUCUCUAAAUAGAAAGACUGGAGCCCUGAUUCAUGCCUACAGCUGUCUGAACUCGGUCGACUCCAGCGUCUGGUGUGGCGUCGGUAGCGACGACGGAGAUGAGGUGAUCAAGUACAUUGACGAAGAUGGCAAUCCAUUCGUUGUGGCAUGUUGCCGCGGGGAUUACUGCCGGAAUGCCCAGCAACACUUAACCAAUCACACUUUGCUCUCCGUCGCAGAUCCGGAGGCCGUCGAUUUGACUUGGUUCGGUUUUGGCAAGUGGGAGCUGGCGCUGCUCAUUGGCAUUCCCAUCGCCGUCGGCAUCUUAUUCGUCAUGAUCCUGUUCAGCGUGAGGCAUCAGCGGCGACGACGGAUGAUCAACCGCCGCAUGGUCGACAUGGAGCAUAAUAUGGAUUCGGCCGACAUACCCAUUCUAGGACACAACGGCGUAGGAGCCGCCUGUCUCAGAGACAUAAUUGACAUGACAACCAGCGGCUCGGGUUCCGGCUUACCCUUGCUCGUCCAGCGCAGUAUUGCCCGUCAAAUUCAACUGAUGGACAUAAUCGGCAAAGGCAGAUUCGGAGAGGUGUGGCGUGGAAGGUGGCGCGGUGAGAAUGUGGCCGUCAAGAUUUUCUCGUCCAGGGAGGAGCGCUCUUGGUUCCGCGAAGCCGAAAUCUACCAAACGGUCAUGCUCCGGCACGAUAACAUUCUUGGUUUCAUUGCCGCUGAUAACAAAGAUAACGGAACUUGGACUCAAUUGUGGCUCGUCACCGACUACCACGAAAACGGAUCGCUCUUUGAUUUUCUCAACCGGACGACGGUGGACAGCACGACGAUGGUGAGGAUGGCCCUUUCCAUCGCCACUGGACUCUCUCACCUUCACAUGGAAAUUCUGGGCACUCAAGGUAAACCGGCCAUCGCUCAUCGCGAUCUCAAAUCCAAAAACGUUUUGGUCAAGGCCAAUCGCACCUGCGCCAUUGGCGAUUUGGGUCUGGCCGUCCGCUACGAUGCCACCGUCGACACUGUCGACAUUGCCCUCAACCACAGGGUGGGCACCAAACGUUACAUGGCCCCCGAGGUUCUCGAAGAAACAAUCAACGCCAACCACUUUGACUCGUUCAAACGUGCCGAUGUCUACGCUCUGGGUCUCGUCUUUUGGGAGAUCGCCCGUCGCUGCAACAUGGGCGGAAUCAUCGACGAGUACCAGUUGCCGUUCUACGACGUCGUCCCCUCUGACCCGUCCAUCGAAGAAAUGCGCAAGGUUGUCUGCGUCGACCGCCAGAGGCCGUCGAUCCCCAACCGGUGGCAAUCGUACGAAACCCUUCGGGCCAUGUCGCAGCUAAUGAAGGAGUGCUGGUACGCCAACGCAGCUGCCCGUCUAACAGCUCUCCGCAUCAAAAAGACGCUGGCCAAUUUGGAUGCCCCGGAAGAUGUCAAGAAUUAAUAAAAAUAACAACACUGCCCCCCCUCCCCCUUCUCCUUCCCGUUGACCUUACGUCAGAAAAAAUUAAAAACAGAUAAAUGAACAGUUCAAAUACGUUUGUCAGCUACUUAUAUACAUUUAGUACGUCUCGCUUUGUUUCAAAACAAUUUAAGUGUGUGUACGUGUGUGUGUUGAAAAAUGUGAAUGCGUUGGGAGUGCAUGAGAGUGUCUCGUAACCCCUGCCAUCAACCCACUUUUUUUGUUUUUCUCUCUUUGAUUGUUGAUUGUGUGGAUGGUGAUGAUGAUCUGUCUCCUGAUUACUAGCUGUAGUAAUUCUGUUUUAAAAAAUCAAUUCAUUAAUUAUUAUUAUUAUUAUUCAGUCUUUAAAUUUUUUUUUUCUUCCUUCUCCUACCCCCUGCCCUAUUAUCUCUAUGUGACCGAGACACACAUUUAUAUGAUACCCAAACUCACUCAUCGGUACGAUUCCGAAACAAUUAUCGCGUGUUGGAAUUUUGUUUAAUUGCUUUCAAUUUCAUCCAAUCCAAAUUUCGUUUCAGAAGAGUAUAUAUAGAUAUAUUCAUCAUUUAUGUUUCUUUUUUUUUUAAUGUCCUCCAGCUCCUAAUUUUGUUUUUCGGUUUUUUUCAACAUGAAACAGUUAUUGAUGACACAUAUACAGAGUCAAAAAUUC
Daphnia pulicaria is the source of this 2802-nucleotide messenger RNA. It is a transcript of the gene babo, whose product is annotated as TGF-beta receptor type-1-like. The transcript has 9 exons. Gene Ontology annotation, cellular component: activin receptor complex; plasma membrane. The record is from RefSeq and is a predicted model, not a curated record. Lineage: Eukaryota; Metazoa; Arthropoda; Branchiopoda; Diplostraca; Daphniidae. The coding region runs from base 570 to 2135 and encodes 521 amino acids. Gene Ontology annotation, molecular function: activin binding; ATP binding; activin receptor activity, type I. Gene Ontology annotation, biological process: protein phosphorylation; cellular response to growth factor stimulus; activin receptor signaling pathway.